UUUCGACCAAACGAGAUCGUUCCAUGUUUCUUCUCUCCACUAAAACCCUAAAUCCCCGCUUCUUCGUCUCUGAUCUUACUCAAUUCGUCUGCUUCCAGGUCCUUGCGGGUUGGUUAAUCCAGGAAACACCCAAUAAUCCUUUCUUCAUUUCACAUGAGAUACCGGAGGAGCAUGAAAAGUUGAGCUCUGAGAGAGAGUGAUGAAGAUUGCUAUUGAAGGGUGCAUGCAUGGAGACCUCGACAAUGUGUACAAGACGAUUCAACACCAUGAACAAAUUCACAACACUAAAGUCGAUCUCCUCCUCUGCUGCGGCGAUUUCCAGGCUGUGAGAAAUGAGAAAGACAUGGAUAGCCUUAGCGUACCUAUAAAAUACAGAGAGAUGAAGUCCUUCUGGAAGUACUACUCCGGCCAAGAACUUGCCCCCGUUCCCACUCUUUUCAUCGGUGGGAAUCACGAGGCUUCCAACUACUUGUGGGAACUGUAUUAUGGGGGUUGGGCUGCCACCAAUAUCUACUUUCUAGGUUAUGCAGGGGUAGUUAAGUUCGGUAAUCUGCGGAUUGGAGGCCUUUCGGGUAUUUACAAUGGCCGAGAUUACCAUUCAGGACACUUUGAGCGGCCGCCAUAUAACAAGAACACCAUCAGAUCGGUCUACCAUGUACGUGAGUAUGAUGUCCACAAGUUGAUGCAGCUCGAAGAGCCGCUUGAUAUAUUCCUCUCACACGAUUGGCCUGUUGGAAUCACUGAUUAUGGAGACUCAAAAUCACUUAUUCAGCAAAAGCCUGACUUCCAAGAAGAGAUCGAGGCGAGAACUCUCGGAAGUAAACCAGCGGCUCUACUGCUAGAAAAACUGAAGCCUCGGUACUGGUUUUCAGCUCAUUUACACUGCAAAUUCGCUGCUUCUGUUCAACACGGGGGGAGCGAUGGCUCUGUGACAAAGUUUCUUGCCUUGGAUAAAUGCGGUCCAGGGAAAAAGUUUCUACAGAUCAUUGAUAUCAAGUCAGAGCCUGGACCUUUUGAAGUGCUAUACGACGAAGAGUGGCUUGCAAUAACACGAAAGUUCAAUUCUGUUUUCCCUCUAACAGAGAGACGCGCCAACUUCAGCUCUGCUACAAUGAAUAUACAAGAGAGCCGCGAGUGGGUGAGGAAGAAGCUAGAAGAAAGGCAAUUUAAACCUUUUGAGUUUGUUAGGACAGUCCCUGCAUAUAACCCUUCACAACCUUUCUUUGAUUCUAUACCUGAUAACCCGCAGAACCCCCAGACAGUGUCUUUGUUAGAGCUCCUUGGUCUUCCAUAUCUGCUUGAUACACCAUCACCAGUAACAGGGGAGAAAAUUGCUAUCCCUGCUUCACUUGCUUCAUCAGACUUCAAAACGUAUGAUAGUGAAGAAAUCCCAAUUGAUGAUAUUGAUGAUUUGGAAGAGAUAGCAGAGGCAAAAGGGGAUGACCCUACAAGAGAAUAGGCAUGAAUAGUCUCUCCAUUACACUGUUAGUUGUGUUCAACCAUCUUUCGAGAAAGCCGAGCAAUUUGUCUUUCUUCCUGAAGUACAUUGGCUUGGGAAGGUACUCUCCGAGGAGGGUGAUGGAAGAAGUGGAAGAAAAUGUACGAGGAAGAGAAACUCCAAAAGAAAAAUCUUCUUGUUGAGGAAGAGGAAGAAGAGUAUUAGUAUGGGACCAUUGAGGACUUGAUCGAUGUCUGUGACUGUGAGUAAAGUUGUCCAACCAUGAUCAAGACUGAAACGUGAUUUUUUAUUUUUUAUUAAUUGAUUUUGUCUGUAGUCUGUUUGUGCAUUAGAUUUGAAGAGAGUUUUGGUUGCUUCUUAAAUUUCAUAGCACAACAAUACAAUUUAGCAUGCUAACCUUUUCAUUAAAUUUCUCUAACUAAAGAGUAUCUUCAA
Messenger RNA from Raphanus sativus (radish), 1894 nucleotides. RefSeq names its product lariat debranching enzyme. Gene Ontology annotation, biological process: mRNA splicing, via spliceosome. Gene Ontology annotation, molecular function: RNA lariat debranching enzyme activity. The transcript has 11 exons. The record is from RefSeq and is a predicted model, not a curated record. Gene Ontology annotation, cellular component: nucleus. The coding region runs from base 200 to 1459 and encodes 419 amino acids. NCBI's taxonomy places the organism in Eukaryota, Viridiplantae, Streptophyta, Magnoliopsida, Brassicales, Brassicaceae.